Oncorhynchus tshawytscha (Chinook salmon) is the source of this 2403-nucleotide messenger RNA. Its product is annotated as noelin-2. NCBI's taxonomy places the organism in Eukaryota, Metazoa, Chordata, Actinopteri, Salmoniformes, Salmonidae. The coding region runs from base 494 to 1858 and encodes 454 amino acids. The record is from RefSeq and is a predicted model, not a curated record. Gene Ontology annotation, biological process: signal transduction. The transcript has 6 exons.
CCAAAGCAUCGAUGUGCUGCUCCUAGCGUCGUCACCUUGCAAGCACAGAAGUCACCUUCCAACCUCUGCGACUUUCUGCCCCUGUCAUUAGCUACUAUACCAUUGAGUCCCGUGCUCAUUUACAGGUUAAAGGCAUUGCCUUAUUCUAACAAACAUAUCGUGUGUGAAAGAUUGUGUAUUUGAUUCAGCGUUCACUGUCAAAAAUCUGCGGUCCACUGAUCGGUGUUGGUCAUAAGGGAGGAGGAGCAGGCGCGAGUCCACACCGCACAUCGCUGAUCAUUGUAGCCUACGGAGCUAGAGGUCUACUCUGCGUCCGUGUGUGGAAUUAACCCAGCGCACAGACUGGCUGGUGAUGAGGUUCGUCGUGUACACUCGACAGAGCAUUGACAGAAUCCCUCUCGAGCUGAAGAAACCGCCCCAAUAAGGACACAGGCAAGAGGGGAAGAGCAACCGAAGAGCUGGUCUCGGCUGGAACGCUGUCAUUUCGGCAAGAAUGCAUCUCUUCAGUGCCAUGUUCCUACUAGUGAUGUUAGCUGCCAUGUCCAGUGAGGCUAUCUAUCCUAGCCCAGAGGAGGGCUGGCAGAUCUACAGUUCAGCUCAGGAUGCAGAUGGGAAGUGUAUCUGUACAGUGGUGGCCCCGGCCCAGAACAUGUGUAACCGAGACCCACGCAGUCGGCAGCUCCGUCAGCUCAUGGAGAAGGUCCAGAACAUCACCCAGUCCAUGGAGUUGCUGGACCUGCGGACCAACAGGGACCUUCAGUAUGUGAGGAACACAGAGAGCCUGAUGAAGGCUGUAGACGUCAAGCUGAAGACUGCCUCAGACAACCCCCGAAGCCUCAACCCCAGGAGCUUACAGGAGUUGAAGGACAAGGUGACCCAGCUGCUCCCCCUACUGCCGGUGUUGGAGCAGUACAAGACGGACGCCCGUCAGAUCAGCCGGGUGAGGGAGGAGGUGAGGAACCUGUCGCUGGUGCUCAUGGCCAUCCAGGAGGAGAUGGGAGCCUACGACUACGAGGAGCUGAGACACAGGGUCCUGCUGCUGGAGACCAGGCUCCACUCCUGCAUGCAGAAACUGGGCUGUGGGAAGUUGACCGGCGUCAGUAACCCCAUCACCAUCCGUGCGUCAGGGUCAAGAUUCGGCUCCUGGAUGACUGACACCAUGAUCCCUAGUUCAGACAACCGGGUGUGGUCCAUGGAUGGCUACUUUAAAGGUCGUCGUGUCCUGGAAUACCGCACCCUAAACGACUUCAUGAAAGGCCAGAACUUCGUUCAGCACCUGCUGCCCCACCCCUGGGCGGGGACCGGCCACGUGGUCUACAACGGCUCCCUGUACUACAACAAGUACCAGAGCAACAUCAUCAUCAAGUACCACUUCAGGUCCCGCAGUGUUCUGGUGCAGCGCAGUCUCAGUGGGGCCGGCUACAACAACACCUUCCCCUACUCCUGGGGAGGCUCCUCAGACAUCGACCUGAUGGCAGACGAGAACGGCCUGUGGGCCGUCUACACCACCAUCCCCAACGCCGGCAACAUCGUCAUCAGCCGCCUGGAGCCGCAGAGCCUGGAGGUGCUGCAGACGUGGGACACAGGGUUCCCCAAGCGCAGCGCUGGAGAGUCUUUCAUGAUCUGUAGCACGCUGUAUGUCACCAACUCCCACCUAGCCGGGGCUAAGAUCUACUUCGCCUACUACACCAACUCCUCUAGCUACGAGUACACAGACAUCCCCUUCCAUAACCAGUACUCCCACAUCUCCAUGAUGGACUAUAACCCCAGGGAGAGGGUGCUGUACACCUGGAACAACGGACACCAGGUGCUCUACAACGUCACUCUGUUCCAGGUCAUUAAGACCGCUGGGGACUAGAGACACCAGGGGUGGCUAGUGUCAUUUUACAGUGGAGGACGGGCCUAUUGUAAUGUUUCGGAAUGGAAUGAAUGGAACGAUAUCAAACAAGCAUUCCAUUGAUUCCAUUCCAGUCAUUGCUAUGAGCCGUCCUCCGUUCACAAGCCUCCAGAGACACCCCGAGCUAGCCUGGUCUCGGGUCUGUUGUGCUGUCUUGACAACUCCUAGUGUGACAUUGACCAUAUGUGUUGGAAAGAUAGCACAGAUCUGGGACCAGGCUAACACAGAGGCAGAGUCAGACCGAACACUCAACAAAACUAUAAUGCUGUUAUGGAGAGGGAGGGGGGGGCAGGCAGACAGAUGGACGGAAGGAGGCUUGGACUUUUUUAAAGCAUUUCAAUCUUCUUCAUAGACUGCUGUUAUUCAUUCAGAAAAAAUACACUCCGACAGCAAGGUCAGUAAAUAUAUAGACUGGGCGAGACUUUCUGAUUUUCUUUUCUGUGAUGAGUAAGCAUGGUUCUUUUUAUUUGUGAUGAGAAAUAAAUAUCAACCUUUACCAUUUAAAA